This is a messenger RNA of Myripristis murdjan (pinecone soldierfish), 3352 nucleotides long. RefSeq names its product Tnf receptor-associated factor 5 (gene traf5). The record is from RefSeq and is a predicted model, not a curated record. Gene Ontology annotation, cellular component: plasma membrane signaling receptor complex; cytoplasmic side of plasma membrane. The coding region runs from base 25 to 1896 and encodes 623 amino acids. Gene Ontology annotation, biological process: signal transduction; regulation of apoptotic process; regulation of canonical NF-kappaB signal transduction. Lineage: Eukaryota; Metazoa; Chordata; Actinopteri; Holocentriformes; Holocentridae. The transcript has 12 exons. Gene Ontology annotation, molecular function: zinc ion binding; thioesterase binding; tumor necrosis factor receptor binding.
AGCAAACGGGAAGGAAAACACAACAUGACGCGUGUCCGUUUGGUGUUGGACGGCUUCUUACGUUCUCCAAGGGACGGAGCUCUGUUCUUCCAGAAAACAGGGGCGGAGCUACAGAAAUAUCCAUGGGCGGAGCUAAAGAGAUCGGAGGAGCGGCUGCCGGCCUGGCCGAAACGGGACGGACCCCCGCCGGGAGCACGGCUCAUGGCCGCAGCAGAUAUGAAGCUGGGAGGAGCUGAGGAGGAGCCCAGCAGGAGGUCGGGCCCCGUGGGCUCCUGGGAGUCGGAGCUGGCCUCCGUCCAGCACUCCCUGAAGUUUGUCCUGAAGCUCAAGGACGAGUUUGUGUGUCCGAUCUGCGGAGGCGUCGUCCUCAACCCUCACCAGAGCUCCUGUGGACACAUCUACUGCUCCCACUGUCUGCAGAGCCUGCUGGAGCGCUCGUCGCCGUGCAGCGCGGUGUGUCCUGUGGACGGAGCUGUGAUCACGCUGGCCGAGGUGUUCCAGGACAACUGCUGCAAACGAGAGAUUUCCAGUUUAGAGGUUUACUGCACCAACUCGCCCGCCUGCUCCUCUGUGCUCACGCUACAGUGUCUGCAGGAGCAUCUGAGGUCGUGUCAGUACGAGCAGCUGCAGUGCUCCAAUCCAGGCUGCAGGACGGUGCUGCAGCGGAGAUACCUGCAGGAUCACCUGAGCAGCACCUGUCCUCACCGCAUGGAGCCCUGCCCACACUGCCACGCCCCCCACCAGCUGAGCCGCAUCAAGGACCACGAGCAGAGUUCCUGUCCAGAGGUGGAGGUGAGCUGCCCCAACAGAUGUUCCCAGAAGGUUCGAAGACACCUGCUGGCUGAACACAGCAGCGUCUGUCCUGAGGUGCAGACGGACUGUUUUUACAAGAAGUAUGGCUGCUCUGUGCAGGAUAAAAGAGCCGAGGUAAAGCUCCACGAAGACGCCGCUGUUCACCAGCACAUGCUGCUGGUUCUGAGGAGCAACGUGAAGCUGGAGAAACAGAUAGAGGGCCUCCAGGGGGAUUUGCUGCUGAGGCAGCAGGAGAUCCAGGAGGAGAGCUUCCUGGUCGGUGGUCUGGAGAGGGAGCUCAGACCGCUGGUCCAUCAAAGCAGCAGGCAUGAACAAAUAGUUUCUGCAGCUCAGAGGUCUCUGAGCAGGGAGAAGGAGCUCCUCUCCAGGAUCCAGCUGGAGGUCCAGGAGGUGUCGGGUGGGUUUGUUCGUGGUCUGGACCUGGACCAGAUGAGAAGCUCCCUGGAUGCUGUGAUCCAGCAGGUUUCAGCAGCUGAAGCCCUCAGAGACCAUCUGGGAACUUUGGAGAAGAACAUCAAGCGCCACUCGGGCCUCCUGGACCUCCACACCGCUCAGCUGGAGCACAACAAGGAGCACCUCCGGGAGCUGGAGGCCACCUGCUUCGACGGCAGGCUCAUCUGGAAGAUCCAGGACUUCAAGAAGAAGAAGGAGGCGGAGUCCAGAGGUCAGCAGCCGUGCCUGAGCAGCGUGCCGUUCCACACCGGGCGCUGUGGCUACAAAAUGGCUGCCAAGGCGUACCUGAACGGAGACGGGGAGGGGAGAGGAAGCCACCUGUCCCUGUACAUUGUCCUGAUGCCAGGAGACUUCGACCCGCUGCUGCCGUGGCCCUUCAGGCAGACCGUCUCUCUGUCACUGCUGGACCAGAGCGGUGCCGCCAACCACUGGACCUUCAGCUUCAGACCCGACCCGGCGUCCAACAGCUUCCAGCGGCCCGCCGCCGACGCCGUCAGCAAUGUGGCCUCUGGCUUCUCUCGCUUCAUCUCCUUCAGCCAGCUGGAAGCCCCGCAGAAGGCCGUCUACAUCAAAGACGACACGCUCUUCGUCAAAGUGAAAGUGGACAUGACGGGUUUGGAGGACAUCUGAAGACGCUCUGUCUUCUGCUUCAGUUGGACAAGAACAGAUUAUUAGGUAACACUUUAUAAUAACCAUAAACUGAUGAAUAAUUAACCUUUAGUUAUUUUACUGUUAACAAGCAAUGAAAUAAUUCAUGUUUACUUAUUACACAGUAAACUAUUUACUAUCAGUUUAUUGGUGCACACAUCAUAACAUUUUAUUUACUGUAUUAAAUAUUUGUUAAUGAUUACCUAAUUAUUUGUAAAGCUUUAAGAAAUCUUUUCUUAAACAUCUACAAACACCACACAGACAGAUGGAGCAGAUAUUUUAUAACACUUGUUAAUGGAUAAUGACUGGUUUGCAAACCGUCUGUAAACAUGAUUUGGAUGGUUAUAAAGUUGCACCUGAUGAUUAUGAUAAUUAGUUAAUGAAUAAAUCUACAGGUUCAGGUCAGCACAGACCAUUAAUUAAAAGAUCUUUAAUUUUAUAAAGGCCAUCCAAAUCAUGUUUAAAGGUGCAAUACACAGAUUUAUUAACUGUUUACAAAGUAUUAUUAACAUCUGUAGAUGUUUAACAAAUGAUUUAUUAAAGCUUUUUUUUAUUACAAAUCAUUUGGUGAUCAUUAACAAAUACUUAGGAUAUUUAAUAAAAUGUUAUAAUGUAUGCAACAACAAUAAACUAUUGAUGAAUAGUUCACUAUAUAAUAAGUAAACAUUUUGAAUUAUCAUGUCAUUGUUAUUAACUGUAAAAUAACUGAAGGUUAAUAAAUUUACCAUUAAUUAAUGAUGGUUAUUAUAAAGUGUUACCAUGUUUUAUAGGUCAAAUGAUGGGUCAUAUGUUUAGUUUUAUAUAAUAUCACCUCAGAUGAAAAUAACAUGAAUAAUGUGGCGUCACUGUUUGUGCAAACCUGCGUCUGUUUCACUUUCUGAUGGAUUUUAUUUGAUGAGCGCUGACACACGGCGGCAGCUGACUGAAGUUUAUAUUAAUAUUUUGUAUUUGGAGAGAAAUGUGCAGCCGUCUCGUGACGGCGGCUGACUGAAACUUUAUUUUUUUAGGGGAAUCAUAUCCAGAAACCACAGGAAGGGUCAGAAUAUUUUUCUAUUUUUGUAUUGUGGGAACAUUUUGGACGAGAGUCAAGCAGUGAAAUCUGUGGUUUGUUCUGAUCGGCCUGGAGCUGCAGACGCUCGUGUGACGGGGAACCUGAACAUGUUGAACCGCUCUCCUGAUCGUCUCAGUGUCGGUGUUCUGUCGCAGAGGUUUUUAAAACUUUAUCGACACUCGUUAACCCUGGAGCCACGAGGGAAUCUGCUCUCAGGACUCUGAUCUGAACAAAACAACACGUGGAGUAAAAGCUGAUUAACAAAUUCACAAGAAAUUACCAGAAUUUAUGGGGGGAACAACUAGCAAAGAAAAUUUGCAAUAAAAAAAUCUUUAUAUUUUACAAUGAUGAUAAUAUAAUAAUGAUAUAAUAAACUGUAAUACAGUA